AUGCCGAGCGACACAACUCGUGUGUGCAUCUUUCCCCGCACGGUCGACCCGAAGGUCCUCAAGGUCCCGCCCAGCAACCCUCUAGCUUGGCAGACUGCACUCAUUGACUCAGAAGUGGACUACAUCCUCAGCGGCGGUGGCGGGGACAAGGGAAGAAAACACGGUGCGAGCGCGCCCGGGGCCGCGCGGCCGCAAGGGCAGCAGCCCCGCGAGUUCCUACGCCGAGGUGGGGGCCGUACGUCCGCCGGCGGCGGUACUGGCGUCCUCAGGGAAGCCGACGGUGGCGGGGAUACGGGGAGCUGUUCCGGGGGUUCCGCGGGAGGCGGCGGGGGCGGCGGGCACCCCCGGCUCGAAAUCGCCCCCGGAGAGGUGUGUCCGGUGUGCCAGGAAGAGAUGGACGAGGGCGGGGGUGAGGGAGAGAAUGACGGCAAGGUGGUUGCGGCGGAGGGUGGCGGCGGGUUGACGUACUGCAGGGACGGCUGCGGGAACAACAUGCACGCCAGGUGCAUGCUGAUGUAUGCAGAGCACCGUCGCUCCAGCGGGGACAAGCCAUGCUGCCCCCUGUGUCGCGCCGAUUGGGGCAUUACGGCCGUUCGAGCCCUGAGGGAAGACGCUCGGCAACAGAGGAAGGGCAAGGGCGGCGGGGGCGGCCGAUCGCCGGACCUCUGUCGGAGGUGCUACGCCAUGAGCGGGGUCCGCGGCACAAGAAGCAGCAGCAGUGGCGGUGCGAUCGCCCCUCCUUGCACCCCCUUCGGGAGACACCGGCAUCCCUUCGUGCAAGGGGAGGCUGCGGCCGAGCCGCCCGAGUGGAAACCCGCCGAGCCGCCCGGCGGCGGUAGGCUAGGAGGUAGCCGCGGCGGCCGCGGCGGCGGGGUAGGCACGGCCAGGAGGGCGGACCCUGUCGCAGCCGCCGGGCUGCUGUCCUUGCAGGCGAGGAGGACUUUCUUGUAG
Ectocarpus siliculosus is the source of this 951-nucleotide messenger RNA. The record is from the annotation of a GenBank genome assembly. Lineage: Eukaryota; Phaeophyceae; Ectocarpales; Ectocarpaceae.